Molecule: messenger RNA, 801 nt
Organism: Spathaspora passalidarum NRRL Y-27907
Lineage: Eukaryota; Fungi; Ascomycota; Pichiomycetes; Serinales; Debaryomycetaceae
Exons: 1
Coding region: 1-801 (266 amino acids)
Source: RefSeq, a predicted model, not a curated record
AUGGAAGAAACAGAUUAUUCCAGCGAUUAUGAAUCAUUUUUUUCUCUUAGAGAGGACCACAGGGCAAAGAGUAAGAUAUCUACUGCUAAAAGCCCCCAGAAUAAGAACUCUUUACUUAUACAACAUGCAGCUAGAUUAGAGUUGGAAUCAAUUACUUUGAAAGAAUCCAUAUCAAACGCAAUAAGAACCAUUAAAGAAGUUCCAGUUUCUGAAAUACUUGAUAUACAUGCCAAGGUCAACCAUAUUAAAAAGGAAGUUGGAGAGUUGAAUGUUUCAUACAAAAUUGAUCAGAAAACUAUGAAAAAUGCAAACCAAGAAUUAAUUACCAUCAAAAAGGAGUUGACAGAAUUACUGCAAAAGCUUUCUAAAAUCAGUCAGGCAACAGAGAUAAGUAGUAAUACUUCAUCCAGUUAUUUUAAACAAUUUCAUGACUUUAGAUUGAAAACAGAGGACAAGUUCGAUAAGAUCAUCCAAACGAACAGAGAGCUAGCAAAAUUAAAUAAAACUAGUACCAGAGAUAUACCGGAUACAUCAUCUCACCAAUUGAAAGAGAUGCAUAAAUUGAUGUUGAAUCAAUCAGAGGGCCAUACGAGAGAACUUCAAGAAAUCAAACAAUUUUUAACUUUGGUGCUUCCACGAAUUAUUAACCUUGAAAACUCUGUACAGUUGUUAGUCAAUGACCAGUCUCAGGAGAGCCAUAGCUAUAAUUACAAUAUUAAUGCUCCUUCUGUUACUCCUGCCAAUUCUAGAAAGACUUCGAGGACCAAGAAUGCCAUUACCAAAAAAAGGAGACUAAUCUAA